AUGAACGGCAGCAACAGUUACUUUAAUUUUGUGAUCAUGUGGCAAAGCAGUAAGAUAUCUGCAAUGUAUUUCAUGGACAAAGAUUCCAAACUGUCUAACUUAUUUCAACAGGCAAGCAGUCCUACAACAGGAACCGCUCCCAGGAGUCAGUCACGGUUGUCUGUCUGCCCUUCCACUCAGGACAUUUGUAGGAUCUGUCACUGUGAGGGAGAUGAUGAAAGUCCCCUCAUCACACCAUGUCGCUGCACAGGGACCCUGCGCUUUGUUCAUCAGGCCUGCCUGCACCAGUGGAUCAAGAGCUCAGACACACGCUGUUGUGAACUCUGCAAGUACGACUUUAUAAUGGAGACCAAGCUCAAACCUCUUCGGAAGUGGGAGAAACUACAGAUGACAACAAGUGAGAGGAGGAAAAUAGUUUGUUCAGUCACAUUCCACGUAAUUGCAAUUACCUGUGUUGUUUGGUCAUUGUAUGUUUUAAUUGAUAGAACCGCUGAGGAAAUUAAACAAGGCAAUGAUAAUGGUGUCCUUGAAUGGCCGUUUUGGACAAAACUCGUUGUGGUGGCCAUUGGAUUCACAGGGGGCCUGGUCUUCAUGUACGUGCAGUGUAAGGUUUAUGUGCAGCUGUGGCGCAGGUUGAAAGCCUACAACAGAGUCAUCUUUGUUCAGAACUGCCCAGACACCGCCAAAAAACUGGAGGAGAAGAACUCUUUGAGCACUCAGAGCUCGGACGUCAAGGACGCGGUGGUGGUACCAGUAGCACAGACAGGUACAAACUCUCAGCCGGCAGCUGAAGAAACAACAUCUGAGGUCAUGCCAGUUUGA
Molecule: messenger RNA, 822 nt
Organism: Balearica regulorum gibbericeps (East African grey crowned-crane)
Lineage: Eukaryota; Metazoa; Chordata; Aves; Gruiformes; Gruidae
Source: RefSeq, a predicted model, not a curated record